Molecule: messenger RNA, 1124 nt
Organism: Pelagomonas calceolata
Lineage: Eukaryota; Pelagophyceae; Pelagomonadales; Pelagomonadaceae
Source: the annotation of a GenBank genome assembly
CAAAGAGCGGUGCUCUCCGGCGGCUCAUUUCUUGCCAAAACGAUUGCGGCGUCGUGCGGCAACGAGCGACUGAACCAAGCACGCGAACCUUAGUUUUGGACCACUGCCGUCCUCUGAACGAGAUAUUCUAGCCAGAGAUGGCAUUCCGGACGCUCCGCAGCCUCAGCAGACACAGCAGCACAUUUGCAUCCCUCAACGGCGUGCCGACGCCCGCGGCAUCGCUCAAGUGCAGCAUCUGGGACGUCACGUUCCAGCGCGGCGACGGCGUCUUCGAGGCCGUAAGGGUCGUCCAGGACCGCGACGGCGUGCCGGCGCCGAGGGCCGUGUCGUUGCAUCUCGAUCGAUUAGAACGCUCAGCUGCCGCAUUGGAGCUCAAACUGCCGCCGCGCGCCCACCUCGAGAGCUGGCUGCGGGACGCGGCGCGCAACGGCGGCCAGGGCGGAUACGUGCGGCUCAUGGUGACGCGCGGCGGUGGGAGCCAGGGCUACGGCGACCACCUCGCCGAUUUGGACGCCCCCGCAAACGCCUUUUGUGUCUGGCAGCCGAUUACUGCGGACGACGCCAAGACGUUCGCGCUCGAGCCGAUCUGCGCGCCAUGGCAUCCGGCCGGCUUCAGCAAAGACUGGGCGACGAUCAAGUGGCUCGCCUAUGGGGCCAACAUGCACUCGGCGCGCCUGGCUCGCAGGACCGGUGCGGACGACGCGCUGUUGCUGGCCCGCGGCUGGGGUGUUGCCGACGACGGUCCGCUCGGCGACCGUGCAGUGCUCGACGGGCCGAACUUUGCCGUGGCCUGGCUCGAGGACAAGGUGCUCAAGGUCCCUUGUUGGAGACGCUUAGGCAUGCUCGAGUCGAUCACGGCGCGACUCCUCCUGGACGCGGCGGCGGCCGAAAACUUCCGCGUCGACGAGGGCGUCCACCGCCUGUCCGACCUGGAACGCGCCGACGAGGUCUGGGUCUUGUCGACGACGAAUGAUCUGACGCCGGUCCGGUCCGUCGGCUACGCUUCGUUCAAAGCGGACCCGUCUUCGCCGGCGCGCCAGAAACUCGUCCGCGCGAUGGCCGAUUGCGCGGCGGCCCUCGGAUAGCGUCGCUGUGCUAAGCUUGUUGUUGAUAAUCUCAUCGAG